Molecule: messenger RNA, 2595 nt
Organism: Saccostrea echinata
Lineage: Eukaryota; Metazoa; Mollusca; Bivalvia; Ostreida; Ostreidae
Product: E3 ubiquitin-protein ligase MARCHF5-like
Exons: 6
Coding region: 148-1011 (287 amino acids)
Molecular function (GO): zinc ion binding
Source: RefSeq, a predicted model, not a curated record
AUCUCUCAUUUAUGGUGCGAAAUUCACUUCCGAUGUUUGAAUUCAGAACAGCCUGGAGAAAUUGCCUGUUUGCCUAAUCGUGGGACGAUGGAAUGAUGAAAUAUGGGCGGUGCAUUUCUGAAAAAGAUUGACUAAAUAUAAAACAGAAUGGCCUACAGUCGUCUCUCCUCCGAGGAUGAGAGGAAGUGUUGCUGGGUUUGUUUCGCUACAGUAGAAGAUGACUGGGAAGCUAAGUGGGUGAAGCCCUGUAGAUGUCGGGGAACUACCAAGUGGGUCCACCAGAGCUGUCUCCAGCGGUGGGUGGAUGAGAAACAGAAAGGAAACAGCUCAGCAGAAGUUUUUUGUCCACAGUGUGGAACAAGAUACAUCAUAGUGUUCCCAGAGUUUGGUUCCUUUUUAAAAUGUGUGGAUACAUUUGAUAAAAUGAUUCAACACAUAAGUCCUUUUGGGGUGGGAAUGUUGUUCUGUGCUGGUGUCUACUGGAGUGCAUUUACCUAUGGAUUUAUAGUCGUAUUACAGGUGAUGGGGACAGAGGAGGGGUACACAUUUAUGGAGGAGGUAGAAAAUAAAAUGUUACUUCUGAUCAGCAUGCCCCUCAUCCCUGUCCUCCUAAUCCUCGGGAGGAUGGUUCAGUGGGAAGAAGCCCUCCUCAAGCUGUGGCGAAGACAUGCCCCCAGGUUCCUCACCAAACUCUUCACUAAUGUGGAAAGGUCAACCCUGCCAAGGCUUCCUGCAGACACAACACGCAUAGUGGAUCCUGUGUCAGCCACACGCAUUGUCUGUGGGGCUUUGGUUUUACCCAGCUGUGCUGUCUUGUGUGGAAAUCUCUUGUUCAGAUCUGUUCGCUCCAAUAUGCAGAGAACUAUGAUGGGAGGAAUAUCAUUCAUAGCAUUCAAAGGAGCCAUUAAAAUGUACUACAAACAACAGCAGUACAUCAGGCAGGCCAGGAGAGUUAUAAAGGACUAUGAUGAGGAUAUACCUUUGUUCUCACCCUUACCUCACCAUAAUUAGUAACUGUACAUUCUGUGAAGACACCUGUGAUAUCUGAGUAAAAGCAAUAUGUAGAUAAUGAGGCUCACGAUAUAAACAGACAUAUACGAUAAUUUGUGUGGAAAAAAGGCAUUGUGAGAAAGCAAUAAUAUUAUUAUAAAGCACCUUUAUUUAACCUAUUAUGAUUUUACCCAUAGGCUCUUAAACAUGACAGGAUAAAUAAAGGAGGUUUGACUGGGGAAAGAGGGUGAUUUAGUUGGUAUAAUAAAAUGAGAAUGUUUAAGAGAAAGACUCAGAAUGAACUGUGAGUACUUCAAAGAGAACUCCUUACUUCCAAGAAAAUUAAGAUUUUUUCAACUGACACCAAUAGAAAAAGACCAUAUUUUAAAUGUUUAUUAAGAAGUGUAUUUUUACAGACUUUUUAAAUGUGUGAAAUCCCUCCCCCCCCCCCCCCCCCUUUCAGCUUUAGCAAACUAAAUUUUUGAAUGUGUUUUCUUUCAAAAAGGUCAGUUAUACAGGAAGCAUUACACCAGAUAUUUAAGAGUAUUUAAUCCUAAAGUAACAUACAUUCAUUUCCAGACACAGUGUAAAACAUACAUAAACUAGCAUAGUCAAAACUAAGUGCAAUCUUCCUAUUUAAUUGAUUAGUGCAAAAUAAAUUGGUGCACUUAAAUCUAGUUUUAAAAUGAAGUCUUAGUUUGAAUACUAGAAGUAUUUUAGCGUAUAGAUGAAUUAGCAGACAAGAAGCAGAAUAAGUACCAUAUACAUGUAUUUAGCUGAAAUUGUUUUUAGCUUUGAAUGUCAAGAAAUUAUUCUUGCUUCUUCACAAAUGAUGAAAGAUAUUAAUUUAAAAGUGACUCUUUACUAUGUAGUGUACUGUAAUUUAUCUAGACUAUGGUAGAUAUGAUGGCACAGAUUAUAGAACCAAUCAGAUUGCUUGAUGCAGACAGACCUGUCAUUGUUGUAUACAGUGUAUUCUGUGGGUAAAAUUAAGAGCUUUUAGCAAAACUGUGUAGGGGAAGUUUGUAAAAACAUAUUUUAACAUAUAUAUGUGCAUGUAUUAUCAAUAUCUGUCAGAAAAUCCUUAAGUAUAGCUUUGAAAGUUUAACCUAUGUUAUCAUGGUAUUAUGUGGUAGAUUUAAACAGAAUAGAACCACUCACUAGUAGUGAAUUAAAUCUGCUGCCUCCACUCUUAGAUUAAAAAAUAUAUUUCCCCUUCCUAUACAAUGUAUUGGAGCAUACCUCACAUUUAUUUAAAUCUCUUGUACAUUUAAUUAUUAGUAAAUCACAUUGAUGCAGAGAUAUAUUUUCUAAAUUUUGCUUUUAGUUUGCUAUUGGCUUGACUUAAUUGUUUUAAAUAUUAUUUAGCUGGGGAUUGUGACUAUAAUUUAUAAGAUCCAUCAUUCCUCAUUCAGGUUUAACACUUGGUGAUCCUGAAUAAGUAGUAGACAAAAUAGUACCACCCAUAUAAUACCGGUAAACUAGAGUCUCAAACAUGACUCAAGACUAAAGCAUGGCUCUAUUAAAAAAUAUUCAAAUCAGCCUCAAAGAAGAAAACUAUUUGACAUUGGAAUCAAAUGUCAAAUCAAUAAAAGGAUGCAUGCC